GUGCGCGGGCGGCGCGGCGCGGCGCGGUGCGGUGCGGGGCGCGCGGCGCAGGAUGGUGCUGCUGGAGAGCGAGCAGUUCCUGACAGAACUUACCAGACUCUUUCAAAAGUGCAGAACUUCGGGGAGUGUUUUCAUAACGCUGAAAAAAUACGAUGGCCGAACAAAACCAGUCCCACGCAAAGGCCACGUAGAAACUUUUGAGCCAGCAGACAAUAAGUGUCUGCUAAGAGCAACUGAUGGAAAGAAGAAAAUUAGCACAGUGGUGAGUUCAAAGGAAGUAAAUAAAUUCCAGAUGGCAUAUUCAAAUUUGCUGAGAGCUAACAUGGAUGGCUUGAAGAAAAAAGACAAAAAAAGCAAAACCAAGAAGAGUAAAGCAACCCAGUGAUGGAAGAAUGUCCUGCUGUCAAUGUAACAGACUUGAUCCUUGCUCAAAGCAAAGUCCAUUUCUUUUUGAGUUACCACUUGUCUUUGGCUUUCCUUCCAGCAGGAUACUGGGAUGUGAUCAGUACUUUUGUUUAAACUGAAAGCAGGGUGCUUUCUGUGGACUGUUGUAUGGCAGAAGUAUUUACAGGUUUAUACUGAAAUAGCUUUUACACUCAGCUACCAACUAAUUUUGUACUUAGACUGCUAUUUGUUUUGUGUUAUACAAGCAGGCAGUGUAAAACCUGUUUGGGGGAAACACAGGGUGAAGGGAAAUGCACUGUACCAGGAGCAAAGAAAGACUGGAGCAGAAGUCUGUGAUAGAUGCCCAGAGUUUUAAAGAUAAGCCUCAGCAGUACUAGGGAAAGCGGGUGCCAACAUAUUGUCAGGAACAGCAGCUUUCCUGUUUCUGUCUUACUUUGAGGGACAUGGCUUAUGAUGCAGUGCAGAUACCCCUAAGGCAGCCAGCACAGUGCCUGAGCUCUUGCAGAGCCAGGCAGUGCCUUUACUCCAUGCUGAUCCAGCUGUGAUGAGCCUGGCUCAGGGUGGGGGGAGGGCAAGACUCUCAUGUUCCCUUCAGACAUGGCUUAAAAAUGCUCAUGUCACCUAAACUAUUUUUUUGUAAAGCUUCAUCUUUCAGUAUAUUCAGAGAUCUGAAUUUCCCCAUACUUCACAUCUUAAAGUAGUUCCUUUGUGUGAGCAGAUGUAAAAGGUGAAUACUUAAUUGUUCCUAUUAAACACAAUGAGAAAUGGA
Molecule: messenger RNA, 1174 nt
Organism: Apus apus (common swift)
Lineage: Eukaryota; Metazoa; Chordata; Aves; Apodiformes; Apodidae
Gene: SRP14
Product: signal recognition particle 14
Exons: 5
Coding region: 53-385 (110 amino acids)
Biological process (GO): SRP-dependent cotranslational protein targeting to membrane
Cellular component (GO): signal recognition particle, endoplasmic reticulum targeting
Molecular function (GO): endoplasmic reticulum signal sequence receptor activity; 7S RNA binding
Source: RefSeq, a predicted model, not a curated record